AAAAAUAUUAAAAACUUAACCUUAACAAAUGUUUCGAAAGCGAAAUUUAUUAAGUUUAAAAUUUCGAAACUGUUUAAAUUUUUUUCAAAAUUUUAGUGAAGAUGCAGCAACAGUCGAAACAAAAUUUAAUAAUGGAAGAAAUAUGCUUUUGUCAACAGGAAAAUAUGCUCGUUUUGCUAAUGCUUCCACAAUAUGUGAAAUGGGGGAUACUUCUGUAAUGGUUACAGCUGUUUCAUCAAAGCAAAAAACAACAAAUUCUUUUACACCUUUAACAAUAGAUUAUCGUUUAAAAUCAGCAGCAGCAGGAAGAAUACCUACAAAUUAUUUUAGACGAGAACUUGGGUCUUCCGAGAAGGAAAUAUUAACGGCACGUUUAGUUGAUAGAUCUAUUAGGCCAUUAUUUUCAAGUGAUUUUAAAUAUGAGACACAGAUUGUUUGCUCAGUGCUAGCAAUGGACAGUAUAUUUUUGCCAGAUAUUCUCGCGAUUAAUGCUGCUUCAACCGCUUUGAGUUUAAGUGAUAUACCAUGGAAUGGUCCAAUAGGAGCAGUAAGAGUAGGUUUGUGUGAUGAUGAAGUUUUAAUAAAUCCAAGUAGAAGAGAAUUGCAAUCUUCAAUAUUAGAUUUAGUAGUUACAGCUACAAAGCAAAAUUUAGUAAUAAUGUUAGAGGGAAAAGGAGAUGUUGUGUCAAUUAAUGAUAUGGCGAAAGCUAUAAGGGUUGGUGUUCAACAGGCCCAAUUAGUAAUUACUUCAAUUGAAAAUUUGCAAAAAACGGCGGGUAAACCUAAACAAGUUGAAGACUUACCUGAAAUAAAUGAAGCAGUUCUUGAAGCGGUAACAAGUAUGAGUGAAAUGCGUUUGAGAGAAGUUUUCCAAGACGAAACUCACGAUAAAACUUCAAGAGAUGUAGCUGUAAAUCAAAUUAAAUCCGAUGUUUUGAAUCGAGUCUGGUCUAAUUUUCCUAAUGAAGAUCCCAUUAAAAUUGGAAAUGUUUUUGGAAAAGUAUGUAAACAAACUUUUAGAAAUGCAAUAUUUGAAGGAAAACGUUGUGAUGGACGUUCAGUUGACGAUUUAAGGAAAAUUUCUUGUCAGAUUGAUUUGCAUAAACCUCUUCAUGGAUCAGCCCUUUUUCAGCGUGGUCAAACACAGGUGUUAUGCACUGUUGCUCUUGACUCUUUAGAAAGUGCUUUGAAAUUGGAUUCUUUAACCUCAAUAGACACCGGUGUUAAAUCUAAAAACUUUAUGUUGCAUUAUGAAUUUCCACCAUAUGCUACAGGAGAAAUAGGUCGUGUUGGGUCAGUGGGAAGGCGUGAAAUUGGUCAUGGAGCAUUGGCUGAAAAAGCACUCGUACCAGUUAUACCAAGCGAUUUUCCAUUCACUAUACGUUUAACAUCUGAAGUUUUAGAAUCUAAUGGUUCAAGUUCAAUGGCAAGUGUAUGUGGCGGUUCACUAGCUUUAAUGGACUCUGGAGUUCCCGUAUCCGGUGCUGUUGCUGGAGUUGCUGUAGGUCUCGUUACUAAAUAUGAUAUUGAUGAUUUCAAACAGUUAUUGGAUUAUAGAUUGUUAACUGAUAUAUCCGGUAUUGAAGAUUACAUGGGCGAUAUGGAUAUGAAAGUAGCUGGGACAAAACAAGGUUUUACUGCUAUACAGUUAGAUUUAAAAAUACCGGGAAUUCCUCUUAAAGUAGUAGUUGAAGCAUUGCAAAAAGGUACUCAAGCUAAGUCAAAAGUAUUGGAAAUAAUGAAUCAAUGUAUACGGGAGUAUCGGAAAGUUCGUAAACAGUCAUGGCCAGUAACUGAAAAAAUUGAACUAGGGCUAACGCAGCGUUCUGCUUUGUUUGGACACGGUGGAAUAAAUGCCAAAAAACUUCAUGUAGAAAUUGGAGUUCAUAUUACUCAAGACGAAAAUAGUUGUAUUACCUUAUUCGCACCCUCCCAGACUGCUUUAGACGAAGCGAAAGAAUUCAUAAGCAAAUUAUCCGAAAAAACCCCAGAUCUAGAAUUCGGUGGAAUAUACAAUGCCAAAAUAGUUGAAAUAAGGGAUAUGGGAGUAAUGGUUACCCUUUAUCCAAACAUGCCCCCAAUACUGCUUCAUAACUCACAAUUAGAUCAAAAAAAGGUAGCCCAUGCCAGUGCUUUAAAUUUAGAGGUAGGGCAAGAAAUUCAAGUUAAAUAUUUCGGGCGUGAUCCAGUUACUGGCUUUAUGCGUAUAUCUAGAAAAGUGCUACAAGGACCAACUGCACCGUUUAUAAAAAAUUUAGAUAAAACUAGUUGAAAUAAAGUACAUACAUACAUAC
Messenger RNA from Condylostylus longicornis, 2294 nucleotides. It is a transcript of the gene PNPase, whose product is annotated as polyribonucleotide nucleotidyltransferase 1, mitochondrial. The transcript is spliced from 5 exons. The record is from RefSeq and is a predicted model, not a curated record. NCBI's taxonomy places the organism in Eukaryota, Metazoa, Arthropoda, Insecta, Diptera, Dolichopodidae. Gene Ontology annotation, biological process: mitochondrial RNA 3'-end processing; mitochondrial mRNA catabolic process. Bases 29 to 2272 code for a protein of 747 amino acids. Gene Ontology annotation, molecular function: RNA binding; polyribonucleotide nucleotidyltransferase activity; 3'-5'-RNA exonuclease activity. Gene Ontology annotation, cellular component: cytosol; mitochondrion.